UUGUGUUCACGUAUUGUUUACACAACACUUAAAGCAAAAAUAUGACAAUAAUUUGUGCAGUGAAUUAUAGAAAAAACAAAGUUAUUAUAUUUUUUCACACACAAAAUAUUGCAGUGUUUUAUUUAAGUCAUGUUUAUUGAGUUACCCUACAAGUGUUUUCAUAAAAUACAGUAGGUGAAGAUUGGAUUUUGCAGGGAACCCAUGAGCAGUUAUGGCCUUAUGGUCUAAUUUGUUAGUCAAUUAUGUUCAAUUAACUGAAAAAGUUGCUGAUGUCCUGGACAGACCAAUUGGUGAAGUUGCGCAAAAGCUUCUCCUCCAAUGAGACGAGAGAAGGAGGAGCGCGAGAGUACAGAAGCCUCACAAAAACUUCUCUCUUACCAACAAGUUGUGAAAUGUUGCCAGUUCAUCCGCCAGUGUUGAUCGACGGAGGCGUGAGAUUCAAGAAACCGAGAAAUCAAUAGGUUUAUCUGGAAUAUAUACCAGCGCGCGCUGCGCGUAAAGUUAUACGUUCUUCAGCUUACGUUUCUUCAGAGAGGAUUUUAAAAUGUCCAAGGAGCCGGAUAAAACUAGUUCUGGGACAGAAAGCUCUUUUAUCGGCGAUGCAGACUCUGAUUCACCGUCCUCUCCAUCAGUGUCCGACGAACAAGGGUCGCAAACCGGCACCGGCAACCGGGCGGACAGCGAGGAAGACGCCCGUUUCCCCCCGUGCAUCCGAGAUGCCGUGUCGCAGGUUCUCAAAGGCUACGACUGGUCCCUGGUGCCGAUGCCUAUGCAGGGUAGCAGGUCUUUGAAAGACAAGCCUCACGUGAAGAGACCCAUGAACGCGUUUAUGGUGUGGGCGCAGGCUGCGCGCAGGAAGCUGGCGGAUCAGUACCCGCAUCUGCACAACGCCGAGCUCAGCAAGACCCUGGGCAAGUUAUGGAGGCUGCUUUCUGAGAGCGAGAAGAAGCCGUUUGUGGAAGAGGCAGAGAGACUGCGACUCCAGCACAAGAAAGACUAUCCGGAUUAUAAGUACCAGCCACGGAGACGGAAGAGCCUGAAGCCGGGUCAGAGUGAACUGGACACGGGAGCUGAGAAGAUCCAUCAUCCCUCGGAUCAAAUGUACAAGACGGAAGCGGGAAUGAGAGGGAUGCACAAUCAACCGGUCCAUGGUGUUCAAGCACACGGCCCUCCAACGCCUCCAACCACCCCGAAGUCCGAUCAGCAUCAAAGCGCGAAGCGUGCCACGGAAAACGCAAGACAGAACAUCGACUUUAGCAACGUGGACAUAACGGAGCUCAGCAGCGACGUCAUCGGCAGCAUGGGCCCGUUCGACGUGCGUGAGUUCGACCAGUACCUGCCGUUAAACGGCCACAUCGAGAACAACGGCGGGCAGCACUCCAGCCCCGGCUGUUUCAGCGCGUCCUAUCACCAUCACGGCAGCGUUUCGGCAUGGAACAAGGCGUCCGGGUCACCGUCCACAUCCUCGCAUAACCAGUCGAGCCAACAAAGGCCGCUCAUUAAAACAGAACAAUUGAGUCCUUCUCAUUACGCAGAGUCUCACGGGUCGCCGACCCAAUCUGAACUGAGUGACUGUCCUGACAUGCAGAACUCGACGUACUUCACCACAUUUUCUGGGUAUCCCGCUGGCAUUUAUCAAUAUCCGUACUUCCAUUCCUCCAGAAGAUCAUAUGUGACUCCUGUUCUCAACAGUUUGUCCAGUCCGUCUCAUAGUCCCGGUGCAAACUGGGAGCAACCGGUUUACACGACUUUAACGCGCCCCUGAUGCCAUCAUGAGAAUUAUGGGACUAUGUGGUGUAUGAAGACAUUUGCUGAUACUUUAAGAUGUUUUAUCUUGCCAUUUCUGGUAAUUUUGACCUUUAGAUUUUCUGGAAACACUUUACAAAGGUCUCAUUUGUUAACAUUAGUUAAUGCAUUAGCUAACAUCUUUGUUAAAUUUAGUUAGUAAAAUCAAAUUGUUCAUUGUUUGUUCGUGUUAGUUCACAGUGCAUUAACAAAUGUUAACAAAUACAACUUUAGAUUUUAAAUCACCAGUGACUAAUGCUUUAGAAGUAUUUUCAUUGUCAGUUCAUGUUAACUAAUGUAGUUAACUAAUGUUAACAAAUGCAACCUUAUUGUAAAGUGUUACUGAUUUUCCUAACGAUUUUUGGGCUCACUUUUCAAUAUUGAAUGUUUUGUGUUUAUACUAUGGUCCGGAUAAAAGUGUUUUUGUUUUGUUUUUUGGGGGGGGAGUGAGAUGCAAUAGACUGAUUUCUCUCGUCAAUAUUCAGUACGCUAUUUAAAUGCAAUCAUGUCUUUUUUGCUAAAUGCAAUUAAAAUGUAAAAUGAACGAAUGUG
Ctenopharyngodon idella (grass carp) is the source of this 2337-nucleotide messenger RNA. It is a transcript of the gene sox8a, whose product is annotated as SRY-box transcription factor 8a. Lineage: Eukaryota; Metazoa; Chordata; Actinopteri; Cypriniformes; Xenocyprididae. The transcript has 3 exons. Bases 545 to 1765 code for a protein of 406 amino acids. The record is from RefSeq and is a predicted model, not a curated record. Gene Ontology annotation, molecular function: RNA polymerase II cis-regulatory region sequence-specific DNA binding; DNA-binding transcription factor activity, RNA polymerase II-specific. Gene Ontology annotation, cellular component: nucleus. Gene Ontology annotation, biological process: neural crest cell development; morphogenesis of an epithelium; negative regulation of transcription by RNA polymerase II.